Molecule: messenger RNA, 1581 nt
Organism: Arachis duranensis
Lineage: Eukaryota; Viridiplantae; Streptophyta; Magnoliopsida; Fabales; Fabaceae
Product: cytochrome P450 704C1-like
Exons: 6
Coding region: 6-1529 (507 amino acids)
Molecular function (GO): heme binding; oxidoreductase activity, acting on paired donors, with incorporation or reduction of molecular oxygen; iron ion binding
Source: RefSeq, a predicted model, not a curated record
ACAUUAUGAGAUUCUUAAAUUUUCAUUCUGAACCUGUGUCUGCAGCUGUAGCACUUGUUGCAACUAUAGCUUUAAUAUUCUUUGCACUGCAAACUAGUUUCAAAAGGUUCCAUAGCAGGAAAGGAAAGCAGCAUGUGAUUGGAGGCACUGUGUUAGACCAGUUUUUCAACUUCCAUAGGCUGCAUGAUUUCAUGACUGACCAUGCAACAAAACACAAGACUUAUCGGUUGCUUAGCUUAUUCAGGAAUGAGGUUUACACUGCAGACCCUGUGAAUGUUGAGUAUAUCCUCAAAACAAACUUUGCAAACUAUGGGAAGGGGUGGUACCACCAUGGUAUUUUGACAGAUCUUUUAGGUGAUGGAAUAUUCACGGUAGAUGGAGAAAAGUGGCAACAUCAGAGGAAAGUGGCAACCCAAGAAAUCUCCACCAAAGCUGUGAAAGAUUUUAGCCUUCAAGUGUUUCAAUCUAAUGCAGUAACACUUGCAAGAGUUGUUUCAGAAGCUGCUAUAUCAAAUAAAGCAAUUGACUUCCAAGAUUUAUUUAUGAAAGCCACCUUAGACCAAGUGUUUAAGAUCAUCAUUGGUGUAGACUUGGACACAAUGUGUGGAACAUAUGAAGAAGGCACCAAAUUCUCCAAUGCCUUUGAUGAAGCGAGUGGCCUAACCCUAUACCGGUAUGUUGAUAUCUUAUGGAAGAUCAAGCGGUUCCUCAAUAUCGGAUCGGAAGCAGUACUGAGGAACCAAAUUAAAGUUGUUGAUGAAUUUGUGUAUGAACUUAUCAGCAAAAGGACUGAGCAAAUCCAAAAGCCUCAACAUGAUUCACAUAUGAUAAAAGCAGACUUGGUGUCAAGGUUUCUGGCAUUGGAAGAGACAGAUCCAAAGUACUUAAGAGACAUUAUCCUCAGCUUCAUAAUUGCAGGAAGAGACACAACAGCUGUUACUCUUUCCUGGUUCCUUUACUUGCUCUGCAAGAAUCCUCAUGUCCAAGAAAAAAUUGCACAAGAAGUCAGAGAUACUACAAAGUUGAAGAACACUUGUAAUAUUGAUGAAAUUACAAAUGCCUUAACUGAAGGGACUCUUCAAAAGAUGAACUAUUUGCAUGCUGCUUUGACCGAGACACUUAGACUCUACCCGGCUGUUCCUGUGGAUGGUAAACUUUGUUUAUCAGAUGAAACUCUGCCAGAUGGAUUCAGUGUGAAGAGAGGUGACAUGGUAUCUUAUUUACCAUAUGCCAUGGGCAGGAUGGAAUUCCUAUGGGGAAAUGAUGCCGAGGAAUUCCGUCCGGAGAGAUGGCUUGAUCAGAAUGGAGCUUUCCAACAACAGAGUUCUUUCAAGUUCACAGCCUUUCAGGCAGGACCAAGAAUAUGUCUAGGAAAAGAUUUUGCCUACAGACAGAUGAAGGUUUUUGCUGCUGUUCUUUGCCAUGGCUACAAAUUCAAGCUUGCUUUCAAAAACGAAGAAGUUAAUUAUAUAGUUAUGCUGACUCUGCACAUUGAUGGUGGUCUUCAUGUGCAUGCCUCCCACAGAUAGGGUCCAUUAUGUGCUACUACUACAUUACGAUCAUUUAUGUUUGGAAUAUUCU